AUGGCAGACAACGAUCUCACUCCCGAGCAAGAAGCCAUCGCCCGCGCCAAGGAAGCCGAGGAACAAGCAGCGCUGCCCUACAAAUGGACCCAAACCAUCGCUGACCUCGAUAUCAACAUCACUGUUCCCGGAAACCUCAAGGCCCGAGAUCUCGUUGUGGAGUUCAAGAAGCAGAAGCUCAAGGUCGGCAUCAAGGGCCAAGAUCCCAUCAUCGAUGGUGACCUCCCGCACACAAUCCUAACCGAAGAAUCCACCUGGACGCUCACUUCGUCACCGGACGGGACCAAGACAAUCGAGGUCCACCUAGACAAGGCGAACAAGAUGGAAUGGUGGGCGCACGUCGUGACCACGGCGCCCAAGAUCGACGUGACCAAAAUUCAGCCCGAUAACUCCAAGCUGAGCGAUCUUGACGGCGAGACCCGCGGCAUGGUCGAAAAGAUGAUGUACGACCAGCGCCAAAAGGAGAUGGGCCUACCCUCCUCCGACGAACAGAAGAAGGCCGACAUUCUUAAGAAGUUCCAGGCCCAGCACCCCGAGCUCGACUUUAGCAACGCCAAGGUAAAUUAA
Messenger RNA from Daldinia childiae, 567 nucleotides. RefSeq names its product Nuclear movement protein nudC. Gene Ontology annotation, biological process: protein folding. The transcript has 3 exons. Gene Ontology annotation, cellular component: cytoplasm. The coding region runs from base 1 to 567 and encodes 188 amino acids. Lineage: Eukaryota; Fungi; Ascomycota; Sordariomycetes; Xylariales; Hypoxylaceae. The record is from RefSeq and is a predicted model, not a curated record.